AUGUUCAAAUAUCGUUUCAACGUAAUUAUAAGGGAAUUUGCUGCCCCGAUUUUGUACAAGGGUGUCACCGAAAUACCGCAAGAUCGGAUUGACUUCAUUAAGCAAAACUUCGAAUUCUUAGAAAUAUUUCUGGGAAACUCUGACUGGAUGGCUGGUAAUACAUUAACUUUGGCUGAUACCAGCAUCAUCGCAUCAGUGACGUCCUUGAUGGUUUUCGUACCCUUGGACCAAUACCCUAAAUUGGCUGCUUGGGUAAAACGAUGCGAGGACAAAAUUCCUGGCUACGCAAAGGCAAAUACAGCAGGAGUUAAAAUUUUUCAUAAUUUAUUCGGAAAAUUUUUCUCCAAAGCUUAGAUUCACGGGAUGAUUACAAUUGUAAAAUUCUAACUGACGUAUAAAAGAGGUACUGUCAAAUUACCUACGAUCACACAAUGAAACAUUCAUUUUUGUUCCACACAUACCUAUGUAUCCAUUUGGCAAAAUGAUAUUUGAACUCUGCAUUAUUCCUCCAAAUGCAGUACAGAUGUAACCACCUGAAAAAAUGUCUUCGUCAUCUUGAGAACCGUAAAAAUAACUGCCCACGAUAUAUUGAAUAAUGUGCAUUAUGAGAAUAAAAUCCAAAUAAUAU
Neodiprion virginianus is the source of this 628-nucleotide messenger RNA. RefSeq names its product glutathione S-transferase 1-like. Bases 1 to 354 code for a protein of 117 amino acids. Gene Ontology annotation, molecular function: glutathione transferase activity. The record is from RefSeq and is a predicted model, not a curated record. Gene Ontology annotation, biological process: glutathione metabolic process. The transcript is spliced from 4 exons. NCBI's taxonomy places the organism in Eukaryota, Metazoa, Arthropoda, Insecta, Hymenoptera, Diprionidae.